GAGCUCGAGCGUGCGACCCCCCAGGCGUCGACGGUGGUCAGCCAUGGCGCCGACGUUGUUUCAGAAGCUUUUCAGCAAGCGGAGCGGGCUGGGCGCACCGGGCCGAGACGCCCGCGACCCGGACUGCGCGUUCAGUUGGCCUUUGCCAGAGUUUGACCCAAGCCAGAUUCGACUAAUUGUGUAUCAAGACUGUGAAAGACGAGGGAGGAAUGUAUUGUUUGACUCCAGUGUUAAGAGAAAAAAUGAGGACACAUCAGUAUCGAAACUUUGUAGUGAUGCUCAAGUUAAAGUCUUUGGGAAAUGCUGCCAACUGAAACCUGGAGGAGAUAGUUCUUCCUCCUUGGACAGUGCUGUCACUUCAUCUUCUGACGUAAAAGACCAGGGCCCUAGAUACCAGGGUUCUCGGUGCUCUUCAGAUGCCAAUAUGCUUGGAGAGAUGAUGUUUGGUUCAGUAGCAAUGAGCUACAAGGGAUCUACCUUAAAAAUACAUCAGAUCCGCUCCCCUCCACAGCUCAUGCUUAGCAAAGUUUUCACUGCACGGACUGGCAGCAGUAUUUGUGGCAGUCUUAAUACACUGCAAGACAGUCUUGAAUUCAUCAAUCAGGACAGUAAUACAUUAAAGGCUGAUAACACAGUUGUUAAUGGACUGCUUGGGAAUAUAGGUCUUUCACAGUUCUGCAGCCCUAGGCGGGCGUUCUCUGAACAGGGUCCGCUCCGCCUGAUCAGGAGCGCCUCUUUCUUUGCAGUUCACAGCAACCCAAUGGACAUGCCUGGAAGAGAGCUGAAUGAGGACAGAGACAGUGGCAUAGCGCGCUCUGCAUCUCUAAGCAGUUUGCUCAUCACCCCAUUUCCUUCUCCAAACUCCUCACUUACCCGAAGCUGUGCCAGCAGCUACCAGCGACGUUGGCGACGAAGCCAAACAACAAGUUUGGAAAAUGGGGUGUUUCCUAGAUGGUCUAUAGAAGAAAGCUUUAAUCUGUCAGAUGAGAGCUGUGGCCCUAACCCAGGAAUUGUGAGGAAAAAGAAGAUUGCCAUUGGAGUCAUCUUUACAUUAUCCAAAGAUGAAGAUGAAAAUAACAAAUUUAAUGAAUUCUUUUUUUCACAUUUUCCUCUCUUUGAAAGCCACAUGAACAAAUUAAAGAGUGCAAUAGAACAGGCUAUGAAAAUGAGCCGGAGGUCAGCCGAUGCCAGCCAGAGGAGUUUGGCGUACAAUCGAAUAGUUGAUGCCCUAAAUGAAUUCAGAACAACAGUUUGUAAUCUCUAUACAAUGCCACGAAUUGGAGAGCCUGUAUGGCUUACGAUGAUGUCAGGGACUCCAGAAAAGAACCAGCUUUGCCACCGUUUCAUGAAGGAGUUCACUUUUCUAAUGGAAAAUGCUUCCAAAAAUCAAUUUUUGCCAGCUCUAAUUACUGCAGUUUUGACCAAUCAUCUUGCCUGGGUUCCAACAGUCAUGCCAAAUGGACAGCCACCUAUUAAAAUAUUUUUAGAAAAACAUUCCUCUCAGAGUGUGGACAUGUUGGCAAAGACUCAUCCAUACAACCCACUUUGGGCACAGCUGGGAGAUCUCUAUGGUGCUAUUGGCUCUCCUGUCCGGUUAGCAAGGACUGUGGUAGUUGGCAAACGGCAAGACCUGGUUCAAAGGCUACUUUAUUUUCUUACAUACUUCAUAAGAUGUUCUGAACUUCAAGAAACCCAUCUUUUAGAAAAUGGAGAAGAUGAAGCCAUUGUAAUGCCAGGCACAGUGAUUACUACGACUUUAGAAAAAGGGGAAAUUGAGGAGUCAGAGUAUGUCCUUAUCACAAUGCAUAGGAACAAAAGCAGCUUGCUCCUUAAAGAGUCAGAAGAGAUAAAAACUCCUAAUUGUAACUGUAAAUAUUGUAGUCAUCCACUCCCUGGGCAAAAUAAAGAGGAUGUGUCACAACAAGAGAAAGAAGGUGUCCAAGAUGGCGCUAAAGAACUGUUAGGAAUUUCAGAUGAAUGCCAAAUGAUUUCUCCUUCUGAAUGCCAAGAAGAAAAUGCCAUUGAUGUUAAACAGUAUCGAGAUAAACUAAAAACAUGCCUUGACACCAAGUUAGAAACUCUUGUUUGCACAAGAUCUGCUCCAGUAGACAAAUGUGUAUCAACAGAAAUGGGUUUAGAGCCAACAGAAGAAACAUGGCAGAGUAAGGAAUUGGUGGAUUCAGAUAAUCACACAGGCCAAGGGAUGAGAUCCACAGGAAUAGUUGUGGAAAAGAAACCUCCAGAUAAGACUGUGCUGAGUGCAUUUUCUUGUGAGGCAGUUCACACAAAAGUUACUUUCUUGAUUGGGGAUUCUUUGUCGCCUGAUUCUGACACAGAGCUCCGCAGUCAGGCAGUGGUGGAUCAGAUUACCAGGCAUCACACCAACCCAUUGCAAGAAGACAGAGGGGUGACUGACGGGCAUCAAGAAGCUCAGCAAAUAGCUCAGGACCAAUCUACAGAAAGCGACGCACAGAGCCUGGUUUCUGGACAGCCAUGUUGGAGUCAUUCAGACUCAGAAAACAUGAGCUUAUUUGAUGAAUAUUUUAAUGAUGAUUCAAUUGAAACCAGGACUAUUGAUGAUGUUCCAGUUAAAACUAGUAUGGACAGUAAAGAAUAUUGCUGUAUGCUAGAAUUUCCAAAAAUACUGUGCACAAAAGAUAGCAAACAAAGCAGUGAAUUUUGUAAAUGUAGAGAAACAGUUCACCAAGAGUCGUGUAAAACCUGCUUUCCUCAGCAGGACCAAAGAGAUACACUCUCUAUUCUUGUCCCCCAUGGGGAUAAAGAGACUUCAGAGAAAAAAGUUGCUGUAGGAACUGAAUGGGACAUUCCACGAAAUGAAAGUUCAGAUAGCGCCCUUGGGGAUAGUGAAAGUGAAGAUACAGGUCAUGAUAUGACAAGACAAGCUAGUAAUUACUAUGGAGGGGAGCAAGAAGAUUGGGCAGAAGAAGAUGAGAUACCAUUUCCUGGGUCAAAGUUAAUUGAAGUGAGUGCUGUUCAGCCCAAUAUUGCCAACUUUGGGAGGUCCUUGUUGGGUGGCUUCUGCUCGUCUUACGUGCCCGACUUUGUUCUUCAAGGACUUGGAAGUGAUGAGAGGCUUCGUCAGUGUCUGAUGUCAGAUUUGUCUCAUGCUGUGCAGCACCCAGUGUUGGAUGAACCUAUCGCAGAAGCUGUCUGCAUUAUAGCUGAUAUGGAUAAAUGGACUGUUCAAGUGGCCAGCAGCCAGAGACGAGUGACAGAUAAUAAACUGGGAAAGGAAGUGUUGGUUUCCAGUCUUGUUUCCAACCUGCUUCAUUCCACUCUUCAGCUUUAUAAGCAUAACUUGUCUCCAAACUUUUGUGUAAUGCAUCUUGAAGACCGGUUACAGGAACUAUACUUCAAGAGCAAAAUGCUGUCUGAGUACCUGAGGGGACAGAUGCGUGUUCAUGUUAAGGAGCUGGGAGUGGUUCUUGGGAUUGAAUCCAGUGACCUUCCUCUUUUGGCUGCUGUAGCAAGCACUCACUCUCCAUAUGUUGCUCAAAUACUCCUUUAACAUGCACAAAGGUUAACUUUGGGCAAAAGUUAAAAUAGAAACCCAGGAAGCAGGCACAGCAUUCAUGUUCAUUUUGUUUUGUUUUCCUGUUAGACUUCCAUGUGAAUGAGUCUAGUUCCUGGGUGUCCUGCAUUGCAUUGCAUGUUCUGUGCAGACUAGAUUGCUUUUUCUUUUUACCUGGCUUCUGGGUUGUGGUCAGUUUUAGCCAGGUGAAAGUAAAGCAACACUAACAAUUUUUGGAGGAAGCAUUUUGAAAAAGCCAACGUGCAACUUAGAAAUUUUCACCGAAUAUUAUCAAAGGAUUUCACGUGAUUACUCAGUGCUGUCACAAUCAUAGAUACCAGCAGACAUCUCAUGACCCAGUGGCUCAGUGACAGUCACUCCAUUCACUUAUAAUUCAUCUUUACAAGACCUUGGUUCAUUGGAUGGCAAUUUAAAGCAACUAAUUUCAGGUUAUUUAUCAAAGUAAAUAAUUUUGAAUAGCCUGUUGAUUAAAAGAAACUCAAAAUAAUGAGUGAAAAAAGUGUUAAUGUUAUCUAUCCAAAUGUACAUAUGUAUCUAUUUUUUUAAAAAGCAAGGUUAGAAAUCAAAGAUUGAUAAACAUACCUUUUUUAAAAAAUAUUUUCAACUAAUAUUAAUUAUAUGUAAUGUUGAAACAUUGCUUUCUGGUGAUUUUUCUGUUUCACCCACUCUAAAAGCCAAUAUUUUCUUAAGGCUGAAGAAUACAGAUUUCCAGAGUAAUAUGACUUCACACCAUCUGUUUUGUAAACAUGAGCUGAUUCUUACUAAUAUGCACAUAUUCACUCAUUUAAUAGAGAAAAAUUAGGAUUAAAGAAAGGAUAAAAGUGCAUCAAACAUUGACAAAAAUAAUACUAUUUUCUUUAAAUGUGCUCAGGUAGCCAUCACCUUUUUUUCAGUAUCAGCCCUUCUUGAACCCAUAUGAGCAGUUUCACUGCUCAGUAAUACUCAACUUACACAACAGAAGUGAUAAUUCUUACAACUACUCUCCUGUCUCUAAGAGCUCCUUCCUUCCAAAAACUGGUUUUCUAAAGAGAUUUUCACUUUCAAUUAUGAUUAUCUUUGUAUAUACUAGAAUGUUGCUUGUAAAAAAGGCUAAUAAGGAACCAGACCAUGUAUGUACGUAAUGUAAAUAGAAGGGUGGAUAGAUAAGUUUUCAGUAUGCUCUACUACCUCAGUUCACUUGAAUUAUAGCGUAUUCUUUGCUUCUCUAGUGUGACAUACAUUUAAUGCUAGAAGUUGGUUUAUGCUUUCAUUGGCUAUUAUAAUUGAUUUGCUCAAAAAGAAAAGUACUUAAAUUUAUUGAAUACACUUACUAUGUAACACACCCAUUCUUGCUAUUUAAAAUUUAAUGAAUGAAAAAUGUCUGUGGUUUGCUUAGUCUUUGAAACCUUGACUUUAUAGUGUUGGGUCACUUUUUGCCUUGCUGUUUGUGUUUAUUCAAGAUAAUUCCAACAAGACAAAGAAGGAGUGGUUGUUUUCAUGAAAUAUAAACCUGAAGUUAGUGUGUCUACAAUUUGGCCCACGUCUCAUUAGCUGGUUCCAGUUAAUAUCUGAGUCUCCCGUGGAUGACUUGCUGCCAGAGAAUGUUUAUGGAUACAUUUUCUUUGGCUUAAUUAUAUUAUUCCAUUCUCCAGUGGAUUUUUCUGUUGUAUUUUGUUGGGAUUCAAUGAGUAGAAUUCUGUCAGUUUGAAUCUGGAAAAGUUCCUAUAUGGGCCAUUGUAUAUUACUUUUUGAUGUGGCUCAGAGUAAUAUGUAGCAGAUAGAUAAAGUCCAUUUCUGGGUGUUUUCUUAAUCAUCAAGCUAAAGCUAUUCUUAGUACUAUCUAUUUGAAAUUUCUGAUUUCCAUUUAGUAAAGUAAUGUAAUCUCAUGCCUGGCUCAUGCCAGUGUUGUUAAAACUAAGCUUUGCUGGAACAGAAAAGGCCUACUGUUUCUCACAGAAGCAUUAGUCCUUAUAGGGUUCCUGGGGUUGAUAAUACCUCCCACCUACCAUUUUAUAUCCUGAUUACCACCUUCCUUUCCUCUGUACACAAUGUCCAAGAAUGAGCUGCUAUCUUAAAGUGUGUAAUUAUAAUGAAUGUGAAGAGUUUUGGCCCGUUUAAAGUAAUUUUUUGAACUACUUAAUGGUACAAACAAAUAUGUGCUACAUAUUAAGAAAUACCUGUUUAUUGCAACAGGAAGUUAAAAAGGGAUCUUUUAUAUUAUAGAACUAAAACUAAUUUUUUGUACAAGUAAACUAAUUGGUUUCAUUUUUAAAAUCUUGGCAUUUAUUAAUAAUAUGUCUUAAUUUUGAGUUUUGAAAUAUUAAGUGCAAUAAACACACUAGUACAGAUUCCCUUUUGGUGCAGUUGGCACACACUGUGGAAGAUGACAAAAAAAAAAAAAAAAAACAACCCAGAAUUUAAAUAAUGCCUAUUUCUGGUAGAUGUCUUAUGAGAAUGUUCUGCUUUCUCUAAGUUAUUUAGAUGGUGGAUAUGUAAAAUGUACAUACUUGUUUCUUGUUCUGAAUACAUUUCUGAAAUGUACACCUGUAUUAUAAUAACCUCCCAGUUCUAGGGGAAAUUUGUGCAAUAAACACACAUGUCAGUUUGAUGGGUAA
Molecule: messenger RNA, 6147 nt
Organism: Jaculus jaculus (lesser Egyptian jerboa)
Lineage: Eukaryota; Metazoa; Chordata; Mammalia; Rodentia; Dipodidae
Gene: Fnip1
Product: folliculin interacting protein 1
Exons: 18
Coding region: 44-3529 (1161 amino acids)
Cellular component (GO): cytoplasm
Molecular function (GO): ATPase inhibitor activity; protein-folding chaperone binding
Source: RefSeq, a predicted model, not a curated record